AUUAAACCUGACUAAUUAACAAUAUUUUUAGGUUUCCUUAUGACUGGACCUAAUGUGAUGAGGGUUGCUCCGGCUGUCCUGUGGGCCCAGCGAAAGGACAGAAUAUUUCUCACAAUAAAUGUUAGAGAGUGCCCUAAAAAUUAUAAGCUCAACAUAGAAAGUAAAAAGAUCAUUUUUAGUGGAAAGAACGAGCAGAGCAACAAAGAAUACGUGCUGGAUCUGGAGCUGUACGGGGAAGUGAACAGUGAGAAGUACAAGAUGAAAGCCUCAGACGCCAACAUACAGCUGUGUUUGACUCGGGCUGAAGAGGGACAUUACUGGCCCAGGCUAAUCGAAACUAAAACCAAGUGCCACUUUCUCAAAACUGAUUUUAACAAAUGGAAAGAUGAGGACGAAACCGAUGAUGAAGAUGAAUCAGCAAACUGGGAGAACAUGAUGAACAAUAUGAACAUAGGAGGCACGGAGCUAGGUAGUGAAGACGAAAUAGCUGACUCAGAUGAUGAUGAUCUUCCAGACUUAGAAGACGAUAAAGACAUAGAAAAACUCGAAUGAUGAGAUGCCAGAACACUAAUUCUAAUUUCUUUAAACACAUUUGACUCGCUUUUUCGAUCGAGUUUUUGUUUAUUUUCAGUUCAUUGAUCUAAGUUUUAGCGACUAAUCUACCUCUCUGGCAGAAAGAUUGAACCGUUUUUCUAUUAUAAUUUAUCACAAUUGUUUAUGACUGAAGCCAAA
Messenger RNA from Bolinopsis microptera, 732 nucleotides. RefSeq names its product prostaglandin E synthase 3-like. NCBI's taxonomy places the organism in Eukaryota, Metazoa, Ctenophora, Tentaculata, Lobata, Bolinopsidae. Bases 40 to 552 code for a protein of 170 amino acids. Gene Ontology annotation, cellular component: nucleus; cytosol. The transcript has 7 exons. The record is from RefSeq and is a predicted model, not a curated record. Gene Ontology annotation, biological process: protein folding; chaperone-mediated protein complex assembly. Gene Ontology annotation, molecular function: protein-folding chaperone binding; Hsp90 protein binding.